AUGCUGGUGGUGACUUCUCCGGCCCUGGCCGUGCAGGCAUGCCAGACCUAUGAUCUCCCGAAACCAGAUGUUCUCCAGCCGUUUAUCAAUCCGAUGGCGGGAGGUUCGGACAACCUGUUCGUUUCUAAUGGUGCCCACUGGAAGCAGGCCCGCGAACUGUUCAAUCAUGGCUUCAGCAUGGCCGCCGCCAUGAGUCACAUGACUUAUAUUCUGGAGGAGGCACAAGUGUUUGUCCAGAUGCUUAAAGAUCACGCUCGCAAGGGGGACACGUUUUCCCUUGAUGCGCUGACUUGCCGCUAUGUCAUGGAUAUUAUUGGGAAUGUCGCAUUGAACACGCGCUUCCGAUUUCAGGAGCAACACAAUCCGAUUGCAGCGGCAAUGCGAGAUACAAUUGAGUUGGAAUGUGGAAUUGAGACAUCUAACUUCUUAAGCCGGUGGAAUCCGCGUCGACUCUACCGACAGUGGCAGAAUGGACGCACCAUGGACUACCUCAUCGGCGUCGAGCUCGACAAGCGCUACAAGGAGUGGAGGGAAACCGCCAAGUCCUCAAGCCACCCUCGGACCCAGUCCAUUAUGGAUAUGGUAAUUGCAGAGUAUAUGAAAACUCGACCGCAAGCGCAGCAGCAACAAGAGCUGGAUCCGGAAUUCAAACGCUGGGCGACCAUUCAAAUCCGUUUGUUCCUGUUCGUCGGUCACGAUUCCGAAGCCACCACUAUCAUCUAUUCAUUGUAUCUCCUCUCCAAGAAUCCCGGGGUCCUCAUCAAAGUACGCGCGGAACAUGACAGGGUCUUUGGCGCUGGUGUAUCCAGCGCAUACGACGUGCUCACGGAUCACCCAGAGAAGAUCAAUCAAUUGUCCUACACACAUGCUGUUAUCAAGGAGACUCUCCGACUCUUCCCCCCAGCCAACGGGCUCCGCGGCGGCCUCCCGGGCGUUUCUCUCCGUGAUGAACAGGGCCGAAUAUUCCCUACCGAAGGGUGUGCAAUUUGGAUUGUGCACACAGCUGUUCACCGGAACCCGUCGUCCUGGCCACAGCCGCACGCGUUCAUCCCGGAUCGUUGGCUGGUGGAACCUGGUCAUCCUUUGUAUCCCCCGGCGGGCGGAUGGCGACCCUUCGAGCAAGGCCCCCGCAACUGCAUUGGCCAGAAUAUCUCUCUCCUAGGCAUUAAAGCCUCGCUGGCUAUGCUUGUGCGCCAAUUCGACUUCCACGACGCGUAUGCUGAAUAUGACCGCUUGCAUCCAUCGACAGGCCUCAAGACAAUGUUCGGGGAACGUGCCUAUAUGAUUCAGAAGGGUGCGGGUCAUCCAGCUCAGGGCUUCCCUUGUAAAGUUACUCUACGUUGA
Molecule: messenger RNA, 1344 nt
Organism: Aspergillus oryzae RIB40
Lineage: Eukaryota; Fungi; Ascomycota; Eurotiomycetes; Eurotiales; Aspergillaceae
Product: cytochrome P450
Exons: 2
Coding region: 1-1344 (447 amino acids)
Molecular function (GO): monooxygenase activity; oxidoreductase activity, acting on paired donors, with incorporation or reduction of molecular oxygen; heme binding
Source: RefSeq, a predicted model, not a curated record